Cetraspora pellucida is the source of this 602-nucleotide messenger RNA. The record is from the annotation of a GenBank genome assembly. NCBI's taxonomy places the organism in Eukaryota, Fungi, Glomeromycota, Glomeromycetes, Diversisporales, Gigasporaceae.
AUCUAAACUAUAAUCACAUAGCAAAUGCCCGUUCUCACUAUCAAACCAAAAAACGAUUAUUAGAAAUUGAAUGUCAACAAACACAAAUAGAGAAGGAACAUCUAGCUACUAAAUAUGGGUUAAUAACUUCUCCUGGACCUUUUAGUAUCCUCCAAUGGGAUCAACACAUACAGUCUCCACAAGACAUAUAUCAUUCUAUGGGUGGAAAGGCUCGGACUUUGCUGAAUGCUACAUUUAAUAUACUUAACAAUGGUGGUAAAAAAGCCUUUAUAGAACAUUGGAAAACUAUUGAAAAACCUAGUAGUUGGAGCAGAUUGCUUAAUCCAAUAAGGCAUUGUCAAAGCUUUAUGUUUUCUGAUGUUUUAAAAAUCUCAAUGCUGAUGUCAUUUAUACUUAGGCGUUUCUUAAACUCCAAUCAUAUAAAAAAAGAGAUUUCAUCAACAAAACAAACUAAGCAACUUUGUAUACUUUGGGCAGUUGAGGCUAAAGUUCUUAAACUUGCAUUUUCAACUACAAUGACAGAAAGCACUUAUAAAGAAUUACAAGAUUCACUAAGAAAAGAACAUGAGAUGCUCAUUCAGAUUAGUUUUAUUGAUUCUUAA